Messenger RNA from Suricata suricatta (meerkat), 868 nucleotides. Its product is annotated as speedy protein E4-like. The coding region runs from base 125 to 868 and encodes 247 amino acids. The record is from RefSeq and is a predicted model, not a curated record. Gene Ontology annotation, biological process: positive regulation of cyclin-dependent protein serine/threonine kinase activity. Gene Ontology annotation, molecular function: protein kinase binding. The transcript is spliced from 6 exons. NCBI's taxonomy places the organism in Eukaryota, Metazoa, Chordata, Mammalia, Carnivora, Herpestidae.
UCCUGGCUUCUCCCCUGCUUGGAGUAGGGAUAACGGGCUUGUGUUCCCUCUGAAUUCAGGAGACGGGUUUCACCCGCACACCGUCUAAGUUUUCUGGAAGGGAAGAAAGAGUUUGGGAGAAAUCAUGGCCAGUAGUGAACCGGGCUCCCAGUCUGAGGAGCAGAGCCCCCAGUCUAGCACCUCAGCACAGUAUCCCCUGGAGGUGGUGGUCGUAGUGAAUCAAGAAACCCCUGGACCAUCAGCCCCCAGGGUAGGCCCCCACUCCCUGCCUCCCUCCCAUGGCUGGAAGAGGAGAAGGGAGGAGUCAGACGAGGAAGAGGAGGAGGAAGAAAAGGAGGAGGAGACAGCCCCACAAGCUGAGGACACCUGGGUCGUGGAUUCACUGUAUGGACUCAAGAUGAAGCUGAAGAGACGGCGGGUGUCUUCAGUGUUGACUGAGCACCACGAGGUCUUCACCAGGCUGCUGGAAGAUCCUGUGAUCAAAAAGUUCCUGGCCUGGGACAAACACCUGAGACUGUCUGACAAGUACCUCCUGUCCAUGGUCAUAGCUUAUUUUAGCCGAGCUGGUCUUUUCUCCUGGCAGUACCAGCAAAUCCAUUUCUUCAUAGCGCUCUACCUGGCCAGUGACAUGGAAGAGGACAACCAGGCCCCCAAGCAGGCCAUCUUUUCCUUCCUGUACGGGAGGAACCGCUUCCAGCGUCCCUUGUUUCACAAACUCCGAUUCCAAUUCCUCCGCUCUAUGCGCUGGAGGACCAGGGUGACCCGGGAAGAGUGUGAGGAGAUUCAGGCUUUUGACCCGGAGCUGUGGGUGUGGGGGCGGGAUCGCACCCUGCUGCCCGAGGAGAGUGCCAGGACCAUGGAGGCCUGA